AUGAACUCGCCACGUUUGUCUUUGGAGCCCGUCGUGCCCGCGUUUUGGGAAGAGACCCACAUCUUCCCAACUUUCAAGUCCUCAGAAGAAGUGCUGAACCACGACUGCUGUCAGCCCGCGGACUCGAGUCUCGGACUCGGGCUGCCGCACGUGCAUUUUCCGUACACGGACGCGGUGGAAUGGCCGGUGUAUGGGGGAAAGGAGGAGCACGAGGACGAGGACGAACACGAGGACGAACACGAACACGAACACGAACACGAACACGAACACGAACACAACAACUGCAGAAGCAGCAGUCUCAGCACCACGGGAGCAGAAGACGUGUUUGUGCACGACGACAUCCUCGACGCGCUGUUCGAGCUGCCGACGCGACUCAGGACGAAACUCAAACGCAACUGGUCUGCCGAGGACGUGAAGGGCGGCAUCUCCAAGCCCCGGGCUGCUGCUGGUUCUGCUACUUCUGCCUCUGCCUCCCGUUCCCAGGUCAAAUACACCUGUCGCGAAUGUGGCAAAUCGUUCCAGCGACCUUCGUCGCUGGCCACCCACAUCAACAUCCACACGGGCGACAAGCCCUUCGUGUGUCCGUUUCCGAACUGCGGUCGCCAAUUCAACGCGCGCUCGAACAUGGUUCGUCACCACAAGCUGCAUUUCCGUACCAGUGACGGCGAGUAUGUGUUGUCGCACGCCAGCAGAAUGGGAGCUCCUGAGACGCCGCCAAGCCCGAGUCCUUUUGGGUAUUCGCAGGUUUGCGGGAAUGCUGGCCGUUCCAGCGUGUAG
Messenger RNA from Lachancea meyersii CBS 8951, 777 nucleotides. Lineage: Eukaryota; Fungi; Ascomycota; Saccharomycetes; Saccharomycetales; Saccharomycetaceae. The record is from the annotation of a GenBank genome assembly.